GAAAAAUUAUAAUGUAUGUAUAUUUCGUGUACAAUUAAUGUUUUAAUAUUAGUUUAUAUGUUCGGAUGUUUUUCACUAGUGCUGAGACAUAACAAAUCUAAUUUUUUAUCCUAUAAACCUUUUAGUCCGCCUCUUUUGUACGUAAAUAAUAAUAUUAUAAACAAUAAUUUAUUAUAUAAUAAAUUUUCUUCAAGAAAUCACCUGAAUUAUAAUAAUUUGUCUAAAAUGUCAACCGACGACAAAGUCACGGGCGACUGGGUUCGUAAACAGUUUAUUGACUAUUUUGUGUCAAAAAACCAUGUUCACUGGCCCAGCUCAUCGGUUCUACCACAUAAUGAUCCAACUCUGCUGUUUGUAAACGCCGGCAUGAACCAGUUUAAGGAUAUCAUCAUGGGUAAGAGUGAUGAGAAUUCUGAGUUUGGGAAGCUGAAAAUGGUUUGCAACUCCCAGAAAUGUAUCAGAGCAGGAGGAAAACAUAACGACUUGGAGGAUGUGGGCCAGGAUUGUUAUCACCAAACUUACUUUGAGAUGCUGGGAAACUGGAGUUUCGGUGCCUAUUUUAAACCAGAAGCAAUUUCUUACGCCUGGGAUCUGUUAACCAACGUGUAUAAACUGGACCCAAGCAGGUUAUAUGUAACUUAUUUUGGGGGAGAUGACAGCUGUGAACCUGACCAUGAGACUAGGGAAAUUUGGCUUAAAUUUCUCCCCUCCAAUCGUAUUUUACCGUUUGGAUCAAAAGACAAUUUCUGGGAGAUGGCUGAUACUGGCCCAUGUGGUCCCUGUACAGAGAUCCAUUACGACCACAUUGGAGGCCGUGACGCAUCAUCACUUGUUAACGCAGAUGAUCCCAACGUUGUAGAACUGUGGAAUAUAGUGUUUAUGCAGUAUAAUAGAAGUCGGAAUGGUGUUCUCGAAAGAUUACCGAAAGGAUGUGUAGAUACAGGAAUGGGACUGGAAAGGCUUUGUUCAGUAUUGAAUAACACUAACUCAAAUUAUGACACGGACUUGCUAAAUGAUGUUAUACUGUAUAUAAGUGAAUUGUUGCCUGAAUUGGAGAGUUAUAAGGGCGGAAAUUCUCCCUUAGACGUCGCAUACAGAGUAGUCAGUGACCAUAUAAGGUGCUUAUCAGUGGCAAUAUCUGAUAGAGUAUACCCAAGUAACGACGGCAGAGGUUACGUAUUACGCAGAAUCUUGAGGAGAGCGGUUCGUUACUGCAGAGACUAUUUUAAUACCCGGGAACCAUUUUUACAUAGGCUGGUCAGAAGUGUAUCUAAAUUACUGGGUCAUGCGUACCCUAAUUUAGUAACUGAGCGGGUUAACAUUGAGAGCGUAGUGUUUGAUGAGGAGAGGCUGUUUCUGCAAACCUUGGAUAAGGGAGUUGAGAAGUUUAAGAAAAUGGUUGCAAAGAGUGAAGUCAAAGUUAUUAACGGCCAGGACGCCUUCCUGUUAUAUCAAUCUUAUGGAUUCCCCCUGGACUUAACAAUGUUAAUGGCCAGGGAGUUGGGCAUAGGAGUGGAUGUUAUUGGUUAUUAUACUGAGUUGAAACUACACCAACAGAAGUCAGAAGCUAGAAUCUACACUGACUUCAACAGUGUAGAAAGCAGGUGUGACAGGCUUUUGAAAUCUCUGUCAGCGGACAGAAUUAACACAAUAUUGCAAAUGUGUAACAAUGUGUACACUGAUGACAAGCUAAAGUACGACUGGGAUAGCAGUGAUCCAGUACGUAAGGUAUUCAAAGCCAAGUUACUGUCUAUAGUAACCGCUGACAGUAUACUGAAAGAAUUAGAGUAUGAUAGUGAUGAUUUGGUCUGUUUGGUAACCGACAGAACACCUUUUUACGCAGAAGGAGGUGGACAAAUAUAUGAUACAGGAUACAUCAACGAUUUAGAAGUUUUAAGAGUUUACAAACUCUCAGGCCUGGUCUUUCAUUUCUGCCUGGCAGACGAGAGUGGAUUGUUGAGAUGUGGAGAUGAGUGUGAAUUAAAGGUUGAUUAUCACCGAAGAGUUAAGGUUGCAUCAAAUCACACUGCAACCCACAUUCUGAACUUUGUUCUUCGAGACAUAUUGGAAGAGAGUUCGUAUCAGAGAGGAUCACAGCUUGACGAGGAGAAGCUCAAGUUCGAUUACUCGUAUGGACAGCAGUUGCCGGAUAAUUUGAUCCGUCAAGUGGAGCAGAGGAUGAUGGAGUUUGUGCGUUCAGGAGCACCUCUAAGAACAACAGAAAUUGAGUAUAAAAAGGCGCUUGAGAUUCCAGGAAUCAGAGCAAACUUUGAUGAAAAGUAUCCUGAAGUAGUUAGAGUUGUUAAUGUCCAGAUGGGCUCAGAAGAUUUUAGCGGAGAACACACAUCGACAGAAGUGUGCGGCGGAACACAUCUAACCAACACCAAGACAAUACAAGAUGUUGCUGUGGUUGGAGAGGAGGGAAUAUCGAAAGGAGUUAGAAGAUUAACGAUAGUAACUAAUGACCAGUGCAGAAGAAGCAGAAUUGAUUUGUUAAAUUAUUAUCAGAGGUUAGGAGACUUGGAGAAGAGUUUAAAGCCAAUCAACUUCACAAAAGAUGACACGAGAGAGGCCUCAGAAAACGCCUCAGAAAACAUGUCCAAACUGACAGCUCUUAGAGGAGAAGUUGAAGUACACAAAAUGCUCCCACUACUUUCAAAAAGAAAUUUAAUGAAAAAGUUUGAAGAACUCAUAGAUUUACAGGUAUCUGCUGGAAAAGCACAUCAAAAAAGACUGGCUAACAUAGCUAAAAUUAAGGCAGUGGAGGUGGUAGAGAAAUUACAGUCACAGAAGUAUGAUGGAAUGGAGUUUAUAGAGAAGACUUCAGAGCAUCCUGCAGUACUCAGAGCAGCUGUCGAUGACCUUGAAGGCGAUUUAAAGUCACUUAACGUCUUUGUGCAAACAGUUUCGAAGACGUUUCCACAGCUUGCAGUCGUUGCAUCAAGUAUGGGAAACAACGCGGUCUGCUGCAGAGUUAACAGCCCAAACGCAUCCUACAGCGCCCUAAAAGCUGCUAACCUUAUCGCAAAACAACUGCAUCUUUCUAACGGAACAGAAAUAGCAAAGGGGUCAGACACAAACGCAAUGUGGAGUCUACAAAUAUGAUUCAUUAACGAAUAUUCCUAAUAUGUUUAUAAUA
This is a messenger RNA of Theileria parva strain Muguga, 3139 nucleotides long. RefSeq names its product alanine--tRNA ligase (gene ALATS). Gene Ontology annotation, molecular function: nucleic acid binding; ATP binding; aminoacyl-tRNA deacylase activity. Lineage: Eukaryota; Apicomplexa; Aconoidasida; Piroplasmida; Theileriidae. The record is from RefSeq and is a predicted model, not a curated record. Gene Ontology annotation, cellular component: mitochondrion; cytoplasm. The transcript has 5 exons. Bases 16 to 3105 code for a protein of 1029 amino acids. Gene Ontology annotation, biological process: tRNA modification; alanyl-tRNA aminoacylation.